AGAGCAGCAGGCAUGUCGCAGGCAAACUACAGAUACUGUCCUUCCUGGGACCCUUGGAAGAUCGGCUGUAAAAGACUUGCAAGAAGCAAAACAGGGGCAGCAGCUCAGAUACCAAAAAUGAAGUUCGUUUCUGGCAUGCACAAAGUACCAUUAAGGAAGAGGGAACCCUCAGAUAUAUCCAAGGACUUUUCAGUGCUUUCUCCUGGCUUUAUUUUGCCUCAUACAAAAGGACAAGUCUCCGUUAUACUGGAGGAGGAAUUAAACAAAAGGGAAGGAAAAGAGAAGGAAUUAUUUGAGAAGACAAGACCUGCUGACACAGCCUCUGCCAUACCCAGUUUGCCCAGCACUCCACCCAAGCUUCAGACGGAAGACGUGGUUGCUGACUUGGUGGAACAGAUUUCAGAGCUCACCGGCAUUAUGGAGCAGCUGCGCCGAGAUCAUGAAACCAACCACAAGCAGCUGGAGAAUGAGAUGGAAGAAAAAUGCAAUGAACUGCAGCAAGAACAUGAGAGCAAAGUCGGGCAGAUUGAAGCAUUUCAUAAAUUGGAAAUGAGUAGUCUGGAAGAGCAGUAUAAGAGCGAGCUGAGAACAGAAAGGGCAACAGCCCAAGAGAAGCUGAGUGGCAUGCAGAAGGAAUACAAGUAUCUGAAGAACGCAUUCCGUGUGUAUCAGGACAGCAUUUCUGAUGAAAUGGAGGAAAAGUGGCUGAGAAGACAAGCGGAAUGGAAGAAAAGUGAGAGGACUGAGCGAGAGAAGGCGCUGCUGCAGCAGAAGCAGUCCUUGAUGAGGAAGUUUGAGACGGAGAUAGAGGAACAGAGGAAGAUAAUUCAGAAUAAUAGUUUUUUGCUAGACAGAGCCUACCAGCAAGAGAGAGAGGAUUUUAUCAAGCAACAUGAAACAGACGUGGAAAAGAUAACCAUUUUGACCCAAAAGAUUGAUGCUUUGGAGGAAGAACUAAAGGAGAAGAACGAGACUUUGAAUGCAAUUGCUUCGUCCCUUCACAACACAGAGAUGGAGCUCCAGCGUGAGAAAGCCGGUGUGGCCGAUACGGAGAAAAAUGUCCUGCAACGGAUUGCAGUGGUUGAAGAGAAGCAUCGCGUCACCAUGGCCACUCUGGUGGAAGAAAACACGGCUCUAAGGCGCAAGCUCAUUGAGAAGAAUGAAGAGAUACUGAACGAACGGGCCCAGAGGAGCGUCAUAUUUUAGCCGCAGCUGGCAAGGACCCGAAGGGACCCCCCCCCGACUUCGGCAGCAGCCUGCAAGGGACCUGCAUUGCUGCGGCAGACCCUACACCGUCACGUCAAAUUUGCAGGCUCCUAUUCAUUGCUGAUGACUU
Molecule: messenger RNA, 1336 nt
Organism: Eublepharis macularius
Lineage: Eukaryota; Metazoa; Chordata; Lepidosauria; Squamata; Eublepharidae
Gene: FLACC1
Product: flagellum associated containing coiled-coil domains 1
Exons: 14
Coding region: 13-1206 (397 amino acids)
Cellular component (GO): cytoplasm
Source: RefSeq, a predicted model, not a curated record